UGCAGACGACAUAUUUUAAUUCUUAAUAAGCUUUGGUCGUGAAAGCACUCAAGCGUGAAGUUUCCACCGCAUGGCAGCUCAGCGACCAAAAAAAUAAGCACAACAGUUGCAAAAACAAUAGCAAAUUACAUAAAUCGUGAGUGCUUGCUUGCAGUAAAAAGAAAAAAAGGCAAAGGAAAAAUUCAAAUAUUUGAGGCACAAAUCUCCAUUGUCUUAGGCAGCAGCGCACACACUCACACACACAAGUAGAAUUGCCUACAGCCAUAAAUAUCAAAUGUAACAACAAAGCGUGCGCACAUAAAUUACAAAUUAACAUACUUAAUGUAAUUACAAACGCCGCCAUUCUCGCGCAUAUUUACACGCUAAGCUCACGCCUUCGCCUGUCGGCCGAGGACUACAACAAUACCAGUACCGAUGGCGGCGCAUUCAUACGCAGGAUUCGCUGGAUUCAUGGAUUGUAUGCGCCGCUACUGGCUAAUAUGCUGCCAAAUAAUACUAUUCGUUUGUUUGUUGUUUUUGCUAAUAGCAUUAUUACGCCCGUCGUACAUCUUGACCAACGGCAAUGACAACGCGUACAGCAACAACAACAACCACAAAGCAAGUACGCAACGUAACGAUGAUUUUCCAACGCAAAUUCGCAAUAAAUUAGAUGAGAAUCCCAACAGUCAGCAGGAAGCGCAACAACACCUCAACCGAAGCGUUGCCGGCGCCGUUGUUGGUGUGGUCAUCAGUGGUUUACUUGACGACCACAACAAUUUGCCCAAGUCACGCAUCGCUGCUGGACGCGACUAUGGCGUAAAAAAUGCUUGGCACGCAAAUAGCAGCACGCCCGCGGAGGGUACCGCAGUCGUUAUGGAUGACGUAGAAAUUAGUACCAUCAGAGCUUGGAGUCAGUAUAACAGUGAAGUUAACAGCUGUAAUGCAGUUGACAAUAGAAGCAGUGUGCAGAAUUCUUUUCAACUCACAGCUUUGGGGAAUAUAUUGAAGCGCAGACAGAAAAAGUUCAUAAUUUUCAAUGGAGGCGGUACGGUGAAGUACCUGGUAGCUGUAUCUAUACCAAUUAUUCUACCCAACCCGCAGCACUCAAUUUCUCAUUACUAUAAUAUACAAAGUCCCCAUGUACCACUACCAAGACCGCUUUAUUGGUGGGAUUUUUUCAACUCCAGCACUUUUGCUGCACGUCGUCAGCAGCGUCAAUUAACCGAGGCCACACCAGUGAAGCUUCAUCCCAAAAUUAAGCACGAUGCAAGUCGCGAGUAUAUUUACGAAGCACUCGAACAAAUUUUUCAACAGCAUGGUAUACCAGGUGAAUCUUGUUUACUACAAGCCAUUUGUGAAGUCUCUCAACUGCCGUUUCAUGUACCACACAUUUGGAGAAAUGAUUUGCGACACUUGUGGCACGCCAUGGUUAAUGCCAUUUUAAUACCCACUGUACCCAAUGUUGAUAUGAAAUAUUUGCAUGCCAGCCAAGCGGGACGUUUCGGUGUUGACUGUCAACAAGCAUUUAGUGAGUGCCCACAAACAGUAAAUGAGUGGCUGCGCAGAGUGGCUAAUAUGGUUUGAGAUACGAAAUUAUUUAAUGAGAGCUGACCAAAAGCUGUGCAAAUACGUUUAUCAAAUCAGCAUGUAUAUUCAUUGUAGCGCUAAACUCAAAGUGUUGCGGAAAUGGAAAACUAAUAAAGAAUUUACUACCGAAUUUUAUGAAAUAGAAUAAUGGUGAAAAAUUUUUCAAAAAAGUAUAGACCAACUGGAUACACAUUAUGUCCAUAUUUUCAUUUAAAAUUUACAGUUUGCCUUUUUAUAAUGGAAAGAUAUACAAUCCAACAAUGAGUCGAAAUUAUUAAAAUUUACUACCCAAAUUCGGAGUCAAGGACCUCAACUUUAAGAGAGCUACGUCAAAUUUAUAGUCGUCAUAAUCGUUCUGUCAAAUCAACAAUUGAGCGUCUAGUAGAAAAUGAAUUUGAACCCCCAGGCACAGUACAAAA
Zeugodacus cucurbitae (melon fly) is the source of this 1985-nucleotide messenger RNA. RefSeq lists its product as uncharacterized. The coding region runs from base 415 to 1563 and encodes 382 amino acids. NCBI's taxonomy places the organism in Eukaryota, Metazoa, Arthropoda, Insecta, Diptera, Tephritidae. The transcript has 4 exons. The record is from RefSeq and is a predicted model, not a curated record.